AUGCAAGGUGAGCAGGUGUACAGUCUCAUUUUUUGUCAAGGGAACUGUCAGUUUGCCCAUUUUCUUAUCUUUGGAGUUUUGUUUUUAGGUAGUGGAAUGCUAAUUAGUUUUCUGGGAAUUUGGGUUCCUGGAUGUAGCCAAGAAAGGCAGAGUCUACAGUAUAAUCAAACCAGCAUUUCUGAUAUUGAACUCCCAAGCUGUGGAUUUCUGCCUCUUCAAAUCAUAGGUCCUUUGAUUGUGGUUAUUGGAUUAAGUUUCUUCGUAAUAGCUCAUAUUAAAAAGAAAACUAAUUUAAAUCUCAGCCAAGAAUCCUUUGAAAAUGGAGAACAGCCUCAGAGUCCAGAAUCACUUGAAGUUACCACAGGUGAUGCUGUAAUGACAUUUCCACCACUUCGUUUUAUUGACUCUUUAUCACCACCUAUAACUCAUAAGCCACUUGCCACCAACCUGCCUAUGAGUGAAAAUCCUCUACCAUACCACAAAUGUGUAACGUUUUGCAGGACCCAACUUGCACAUGUUCAAGGAAUGGUUUCUGUUAGAGAGUAUGAACCACUAUAUACCAUUCCUGGGAGCAGUUCAUCUUCAGAGUUCUUACCUACUCUGCAUCUUCCAUUGGAAUUGCUGCCAAAAUACGAAGAGAGAAAAUCAACAGUAAAUGCUCCACCCCCUCCUCUUGGUCUGGUUCCUGCAUGGCUUUAGCCUCUUCUGAGCCUUCCUCACAAAGAACUGUGAACUAAGUUCAUUUUUCUGUGGAAUCGUACACUUCAAUUUUCAUUUUUUAAACUUAUUUUUAUGAUGCAAACAUUAAUGUUGGUUGUAUCUAUAACUGCCAAACAGCAUCACAUAAAUUACCUGUUUGGGUUUAAAGAAAUACUAUGUAACUUUAAAAUAUUUAGAACAACAGCAUUAAUAGUUUGA
This is a messenger RNA of Pelodiscus sinensis (Chinese soft-shelled turtle), 918 nucleotides long. The record is from RefSeq and is a predicted model, not a curated record. NCBI's taxonomy places the organism in Eukaryota, Metazoa, Chordata, Testudines, Trionychidae.